GAGUUGUCAUACUACAAAUCAGGAGUGGAAAAAGCUUUACUUUUAUCUCUUUCCCUAACAUUGACCAUAGACUUCAUAAUGAUAUUAACGGGACGUGGGCAGACCUGUUAAGUUUCACGAUUUGGUCGGGAGACUCCCGAUUUUGACCCCAAUGCUCACGCCUCACGAUUAGAAAGCCAAAUCUCCCGAUUUUCCAAAAAUGUCAAUUUUUUUUUUUUUUUUUUUUACGUUUUUGUUUGUCACCGUUUUGUAACGAUACCAUUCGGCCCGAUUCGGAAAGUGACCAACAACGAAUAGCCUGGCCGUCUCCGACUUCCCUGCCCUCCCUCCCCUUCAGAGCUGGAAAAGCCCAACCAAACAUCUGACAGGGAGGGAAGAGGCGAAGCACCACCGACUUCCCAAGAUGCUGGCACUAAUAAACCGGCUUUUAGACUGGUUCAAGUCUUUAUUUUGGAAGGAAGAGAUGGAGCUGACCCUGGUCGGCCUCCAGUAUUCGGGAAAAACGACGUUCGUCAACGUAAUUGCCUCUGACGAAACCCUAAUUGGAGUGAUGGUUGAUGAGAUGAAGAGGCUGCUGAGGAAGCUGAUGUCCAAAUUUGUGCAAAUGGAUGUGAUCAGGAAAGCUGAGGAUAUCCUAGAUGUUGAUUACAGGAACAAGGAGAACUGGCAUGACACAGGCAACAUAGCAGUAUCACAUGAUGCCAGACAAUACAUGGAGCAAGUUGAAGACUAUCUCUGAUGCCACCAAAAAGAGGUUCUUUGACAGUGUAGUUAAUUUUUACACAAGUGUUGUGACCAAAAUGAACUUGAAAAAAAUGGUUGCAUAUUGUCUUAGCGAUUGUCGCGCGCGCGCGCGUCAUCGGGGUUGGCAAACAGAAAUCUCCCUAUUUGCAAUUUCUACAACUUAACAGGUAUGCGUGGG
Corythoichthys intestinalis (scribbled pipefish) is the source of this 922-nucleotide messenger RNA. RefSeq names its product ADP-ribosylation factor-like protein 8. Gene Ontology annotation, biological process: anterograde axonal transport. The transcript is spliced from 2 exons. Bases 404 to 739 code for a protein of 111 amino acids. Lineage: Eukaryota; Metazoa; Chordata; Actinopteri; Syngnathiformes; Syngnathidae. Gene Ontology annotation, cellular component: lysosomal membrane. The record is from RefSeq and is a predicted model, not a curated record.